This is a messenger RNA of Penicillium riverlandense, 1299 nucleotides long. RefSeq names its product fungal specific transcription factor domain-containing protein. Gene Ontology annotation, biological process: DNA-templated transcription. The transcript has a single exon. Gene Ontology annotation, molecular function: DNA binding; zinc ion binding. Bases 1 to 1299 code for a protein of 432 amino acids. The record is from RefSeq and is a predicted model, not a curated record. Gene Ontology annotation, cellular component: nucleus. NCBI's taxonomy places the organism in Eukaryota, Fungi, Ascomycota, Eurotiomycetes, Eurotiales, Aspergillaceae.
AUGGAGACCGAAACUGGGAUUCCUAGCCAAGCCGAGUUGAGAAGCCUUCUCGACGCCUAUUUUGAUGGCCCACAUUUUUUCUACUUCUACACCUUCAUCCACCGGCCUACAUUUCAGCAGGCCUUCGACCGGGGUUCUAUCCCUAAUUUUCUUCUACUAAUCGUCCUCGCGACUAGCCUGCACUUCCUUGAUCCAGAAGACAGCCGUGCGGACAAGUGGGCAGACGAAAGCCGCCGGCUCAUCAUGUUGGAGAUUUUCUCCCCACCAUCGACAACCACAUUGCAGGCACUCCUCCUGCUCCAACGCUACGAAUGGCAUCGAGCCGAGCAUAUGAAUGCUUGGAUACUAUCAGGUCUGGCAAUCCGCCUCACACAAGGCCUACAGCUCAAUUUUGAAAUCCCCGAUGAGACUCGGACCACAGUAACCGUCCGAGAGACCCGGCGACGACUUAUGUGGAGUUGCCUUGUGAUGGAGUCAAUGAUCGAAUCUGGGCGUAGUCCUCUCAGUAGACUCAACCUGUCAUCAAUCGAGGUGAGACUGCCAUGCAACGAAAAUGCGUUCCAGCUGGCACUCGAGACCAACAUGGCCGGACUGGACCAGCUCGCCAACGAGGAGGGUUAUCUGGAGAGUGACACCAACACUUCCAACCCCACACGUCCUGGGAUAUCGGCAUUUUUAGUCAAUCUUGCAGUCUUGCGACGGGAAAUCCUCAACUACACCCUACCCUAUCACCCCAGGAAUAGGGGCCACACACCACCGCAGCGUCCAUGGGAUCGCGAUUCGCCCUACUGGAAGUUUGAGCAGAAGCUAGAAGAGUGGCAAGCCCGUUUGCCCAUGGAACUUCAGUUCAACGACGAUGUCAUGUAUCGCCGUCAUCCCCAGCUCUUCAACUUCAUUACUCUCCACUGUCUCUUCCACGGCUGCUGGUGUGACUUGAAUCGAAUAGGGUCUUAUAUCACAGCCCUAGCUCAGGUGGACAGUCCCUCUAACCCUCUCAAUAAUUCACCGCAGUCGUUCCUGUCCAACUGCCGGCGCAACCGUUUACGACAUGCUUUCUCAAUUUGCAAAGUCAUAUCCGAUAGCAUGAGCCUUCACGGUCCCAUUCAUGAUCCUGUCGUGGCGAUAUCUGCGUCUCUGGCGAUUCGAAUUCUGGCCAUUGAGCGGCGAACAGAGGACAGCAUUGCUCUCGGGCUUACAAAUGAAGAGGUCUAUUCAGUUUCAAAUGCCCCGAUACAAUGUGUCAAAGAGGUCUGUCGGCGAUCGAAGCCUAUACGCGAGUUGGUAAGUCCUGAUUUUUGA